This is a messenger RNA of Portunus trituberculatus (swimming crab), 610 nucleotides long. Its product is annotated as cuticle protein 7-like. NCBI's taxonomy places the organism in Eukaryota, Metazoa, Arthropoda, Malacostraca, Decapoda, Portunidae. The transcript has 3 exons. Gene Ontology annotation, cellular component: extracellular matrix. The record is from RefSeq and is a predicted model, not a curated record. Bases 24 to 425 code for a protein of 133 amino acids.
CCAACUCUCGCCCCAUCAACAUCAUGAAGGUGACCGUCGCCGUGUGUCUCCUGGCCGUGGCUGGGGCAGCACUCGCUCGCCCACAGUACGGACACGGGCCACCUAUCGCCUACAGGCCAGCGCCUUCCUAUAACGAGGUGCCCCGCUACGCCUUCGACUACGGCGUGCAGGACAACUACGGCAACAACUACGGCCACCAGGAGAGUCGCGACGGCUACGACACCAAGGGCUCCUACUACGUGCAGCUGCCCGACGGCCGCCUGCAGCGCGUCAACUAUUACGUCAACGGCGACUCGGGCUUCGUGGCGGAGGUCACCUACGAGGGAGAGGCGCGCUACCCAGCCUACAGCCCAGCCCCAGCCUACCGACCCGCUCCAGCCUAUAGCCCCGCACCAGCCUAUAGCCCCGCCCCGCACUACGGCUGAACAGACCCACCACCCACCACCCACCACCCAACCCCCAUCACCCCUCGCCCAGAUUGUCCCCGCCAAUCAAACGCAGCGCACAAAGGCGUCUCUGCAAUAACUGACAUAUUCGAAUGUAUAUAUUUUUGUACAAGAUACUGGCGAAUAAAAUGCGUAUGAUCCAUUGACGUGAUGCCAAAACACCA